UUACAGUUUCUGCUGCUAAGUGAGGAUCCACAAUGGGAGACAAGAAGAUUUGGGAGCAAAUUGGAUCCAGCUUUGUUCAACAUUACUACCAGUUAUUUGAUAAUGACAGAACUCAAUUAGGAGCAAUAUAUAUUGAUGCACCUUGCCUUACACGGGAAGGGCAGCAAUUCCAACACAAAGCACCCAUCCUGGAGAAAUUGUCUAGUCUUCCAUUUCAGAAAAUACAGCACAGCAUCACAGCUCAGGACCACCAGCCCACACCUGACAGCUGUAUACUCAGUAUGGUGGCGGGGCAGCUGAAGGCUGAUGAAGACCCCAUCAUGGGAUUCCACCAGAUAUUUCUAUAAAAGAACAUCAAAGAUACUUGGGUGUGCACCAACGACAUGUUCAGG
Molecule: messenger RNA, 392 nt
Organism: Trichosurus vulpecula (common brushtail)
Lineage: Eukaryota; Metazoa; Chordata; Mammalia; Diprotodontia; Phalangeridae
Product: nuclear transport factor 2-like
Exons: 1
Coding region: 33-347 (104 amino acids)
Biological process (GO): protein import into nucleus
Cellular component (GO): nuclear pore central transport channel
Source: RefSeq, a predicted model, not a curated record